AUGGCGCCCGCACGCGGCCCAGGCAACACCGAGGUCUACGUCCACGAGAUUGAGCGCACCACCGAAUAUGCCGACUUCAUCCAGAAACUGAUCGCCUUCCACGAGAAGCGCGGCACCCCGUUCGAGCCCGAGCCUCGUCUUCCCACCAUGCACGGCCACGUGCAUGUCGACCUGUACCGGCUAUACAAGGCCGUCAUUGAGAAGGGCGGCUAUGAUGAACUAAAUAAGGUCCAGAAGGCAUGGGGCCUCCUUGCUGGCGAGUUGGGAAUGCAUUACGUCGACAGUAAGGGUAUGGGGCAGCUUUCAUUUCAGCUGAAGCAGGACUUCUACCGCUACCUUUGCGCAUUCUGGAUCCAGGACCAGUACGGCAAGGAACCUCCGCCGCGAGAGAUCCUCGAGCAGCAGUCAUGCGCCAGCAAGCAUGGCCCGGUCUUGACUCGUACCGUCGAGAACUUCAAGGCAUCUGCUAGGCGUUCAGGUGAGGAGACGCCUACCAAAGAAGACCGGCAGCCCGAUAGUACGCCGGCCUCGGGAAACAGAGCUUCGGGUCGACUCCGUGAAGCUCCUCCACAACGAGUCCCUUUCCAACCCGAGACGGGACCAAGCCGCCAGACCAGACAUGCCUCCUCGCAGCAUGGCACACCGACCUCCAACGCCUCGCAUAAUACCCACGGCGCUCAGCACAACCAUCUGCUGCCUCAACAUCAUAACCCCAACAGCCCCAUCCACAUCAUACAGGCGCAGCAAAAUGCUCUGCGGGGCGUAUCGAGCUCCUAUACUCCCGCGAACUCAGAGACUGCCUCGCGGUUAGGGGAGAGUUUCGAUCCACGGCCCCUGAUUACCGUUCCUCUCCGUCCGGUGAACACGCCCGGAAACAAUCCGGAAGAGUUCAGUAAACGACAGCGUCAACUGCGAAUGCAAGCUGCCGGCUUAGCAUCUGCCCGACCUGUCAUGCCUGGUGCUGGAUUUGACGGACCAAACAUAUACACACGGUGCCUCCAGUCCCUUCGUUCUGGUAUCCCUGCCGAGCAAAGUUUUGCUCUGAACCACCUGGUCAAGAUCUCAUACGAGCGAGGCGACAAGUACAAAUUCGAGUCGUUCCUUGGCUUGGCCGAAGGCCUCAUCGAGAAGGGCCUAGAGAUUGGCAGUCUAUUUCAUGAUGUUGAUUGGCAGGUGGCCUAUUUUGGCGAGCAAGACAGCUCCAACAUAGCCGUACUUGAUGGACUCAACGGGACGGAUGAUAUCCUUGAGCGCAUUGCAAAGCUUCCACGCAAGUCAGUCCUUGACUACAUGCAGCCUGCUGAGUUCUCAGACCGCCUUCUACGAAUAACGGAAUCAAUCCUGACCAUUCGAAACAUGGUCAUGUUGGUAGAGAACGCCAUCUACAUGGCUGAGGUCUAUCCUUUGAAGGAUCUUCUCUGUAUUGUUUUGCAUCUGCCAAACCUGGAAAUGCUUGUUGAGGUCAAGCAUUUCGCCCUGGACAUCGCCGAGCAGCUUACGCCUUGGCUGAUGAUGGAUUCUACUGACCCAUUGUACCAGACGCUGCUGAAUCAGCUGGGUUCUUCAGAUCGCGGCACCAUACUGACAUCUAUGCGUGCCAUUAGCCGUAUAUCGAUGAAUCUGGACGCGACCAACAAGCUGCAAAAUGUCCCGGCUGUGGUAUUGCAGAAUAUUAUGAACUGGCUCCUACUCAACGACGAAGAGCUAAUGGACGCCUGCCUGGAUUUCCUCUAUCAGUACACCGCUGUUGUCGCGAAUGUCGAAAGCUUGCUGAAAGCGGUCGAUAUGGAGCAUGUUGUACCCCAUCUCGUCAGACUGCUCGCUCACGGCGCCAAGCGGGUCAAAGAAGACAAGAUUCUGGAGCCGGAGCGGAAGGCACCAUGCUCUGAGGAGGUGGCCAGCUUACCGCAGGACCUGCAGGAGCAGCUGACCAAUACUGACGAGCCAACGAGAUGCUUCCGCUGGCUACAAAGCCUUUUCGAGGAAGACUCUGAAUCUCAUAUCACACAAAUAGCUAUAUGGCAAGCAUAUCAAGGGUCGUUUGGCGCAUUAGCGGGAGGUGUUCGGAAUACUCUGAGCGCGGCAGAUUUUAUCAGGAAUGUCAGCCACGUGUUCGUGAAUGCUCGGGCGCAGAUCAUCCGGGGGCCUGGUGAAGGUCAACGCUUUAUCAUCGAAGGGAUUCGGGCGCGGAAAUCACCGGUAGACUACGAAACCAAGGAGGAAUACAUGCGGUGUCAGUGGCAGGUUGUCAAGGGACCUUUCUCCAAGAGAUGCAACCAUUUCUACCUCGGUGGUGAGAAGAUGUGGCGUCACAUCUUGGCAGCACACCUGCGAGUUACGUUCAGCGAUGAUGGAGAGGUGGAGGACAAAGAGAUCACGACCUUUUGCGACUGGCUGGGCUGCGUCAAGUACCCGAAGCCGACCCGGAUGAAGUUGUCGGAGCUCACCCGUCACAUCAAGACCCACGUCCCUGCCGCGCCGAAGCGUUCUCUGACGGAUGGAUCAGAGCCCCUGGCAAAGCGGCAGAAGAGGUCCUACGUGACGCCAGCCAAGGCAAUGACUCUAGCUUGGGAGCAGACAAUCAUCACCCGAGAUGAGCGGAACCCCAAGCUUGAGCAGGCCGCCGGUAUCCCACUUAGUGCCGUGCUAGUGCUCCGCAACAUCGCGCGCAACGUGGUGAAGACGGAGGCCGAAGAGGAGCUUCUCAAGCAGCACGAGAUGGGAGGCGAAGGUGGCGGAUGGAACGAGAAGCUAUUCCGCCCGGUUAUGGUCCGUCUGUUCGAGGUCAUGACCGAGAACAAGGCUUUGGCCGGCUACAUUACGUCGCUUCUGCAACUGGUUCAAGACGACUGA
Molecule: messenger RNA, 2853 nt
Organism: Anthostomella pinea
Lineage: Eukaryota; Fungi; Ascomycota; Sordariomycetes; Xylariales; Xylariaceae
Source: the annotation of a GenBank genome assembly